AAUGAGAACAAAGUAAAACAUCUGACUGUCUCACUCUGUGUGUUGGUUUGUCUGAAAGCCUUUGUUUUUGGAGUCGACUUGUAACAGCGUUGUGUUAGGUUGGUUUUAAGCUGCAUUUGUGUCUGCAGCAAUUACUUAAUCUAGCAUCCUGUUCCCUGUGGGGGUUGUGAGGUAAUCUUGAAUACCUUAAUAAGAUUUCAGUGUCUACGACCACUAUUCUGCUUGCUGGCACAUUGAGUCUGAGGAUCCCUCAUCAACAACAACAUGUUAGAAUUUGAUACGGCAAAGAUACAGACAACAGACAGACCAUGUCAGGAGGUUUGAUUCUUAUAACAAUGAACUAAAACAGAAAUACUGUUACCGGACAGACAGAGCGGAAUUCCACCAUUCGGCCAUGGAGGGGUCAACUGCCAGGAAAGUGCGUUGUUUUCUUUUACCUUUACUCGUGGCGCCGUGAGUGAGUCUACGUCUGGUGAUCAUCCAUCAGAGGUGUUGUUGAAUGCAGUCAGGGUGUUUGUGUGUUCUCAGUGGGAUUACAGCUGUGGUUGAUUUUUGAAUUCUUUAUGUCCUGUGGACUAAAUGCUCGACGAGUUAAUUCAUUCAUAAACCUGCUCUAGUUGAGGUGAGAAGUGCUGUCAUCGGCGUUUUCAUCUAUCAAACACAAGACAUAUACAAUAUAUCAAGUGUUUUAUUGAUUUUUAUACUUACUUAAAUGCUUCAUUAAAUAUCAAACUAUCACAUUUGUAGUACUUCAGAAAACUGAGCCUCGUUUUGCAUGUAGACACGAGGCAUGCCACUAUUCUCACAUAAAAACCAUAGAACAAACCAUGCUGAUGUUUCUGAAUGUAAAAUAAUUUCAAGGAGUCAGCUGGUGAUACUACAAUUUAGGGAAAGAGGACUGGUGAGGUUAUUGAUUUUGCUGGAAUCCUGCAGGCUCUGACUGGAACAAUGACUUCAAUCGGGUCAGAGAUUCACCAGCUCAAACUCUCUGCAAUCGCCAAAAGAGGACGAGGAGGCUUAUUUCUGUGACGGGAAGAAUAAAAGACACAAACUCAAAUUCAGUCCUGGGCGCAAAGUAUAUGAAGGCAGAGUUUCAUCAGUGACAACACACAGCAUCGACCAUCUGUUACUCGGUCAAUAGGAUCCUUCACUCCUGAUUAUCCGGUGUCAGUGGGUGUGGCAGAGGCCUCUGUCUGAUUACAACGCAAUGUCAUGUUUAGCUUUUACAUCCUGUUGCUACAUCUUGUGUGUAAUAAAUGCAGAUAUUUACACAAUUUUCCUUUUUGAAUUACCGGUGGAAUUUCGGUCAUGUUUGGCCAAACCUUCAUCACAGCGGACACCAGGAUACGGACAUCAUAAAAAAGAGACCUCUGUUGGCCGCCAUCGGAUUACCCGUCAGUCCACGGCGGACCGCGACGGCGACGAGGGCGUCACGCCCAGCAAACUGAACGGCUCCUCGGUGGAGACGCCGAGCUACCAGAACCUGCAGCGGGAGCUGCUGCUCAGCCACAAACGGGGUCUGGUGCUGGAGGAGAAACCAGAGCUGACACGAGUGUUGGAGCAGCGGAGGCUGGAGCUGCACAAGGAGGAGGAGAUGGCUCAGCGGAGGCCCUCAGAUCUGGAGACGGAGCUGCGCAAGAGGCAACAGAAGAUGCAAGAGUAUGAGCAGGAGGAGAUCAGACAGCGGGAGAACCAGCAGAAGAUCCCAGAGUUUGUGCGUGUGAAGGACAACCUGAGGCGGACACAAACGUCUGAGCAGUGAGGCCCCGCGGAGCCCAUCGGCCCCCGCUGCAUCUCACCGCUGAGGCCCUGUCUUCAUGUCAACUGUCUGCUGAAUGUGGCGACAUAAAAUAUUACAGAGGCACCAGUUAACUGCACAUAGUGAAUUUACCAUUACAUUUUGAAAUAUCAGAAUUUGUUGACGAUCAUGCAUGGCAAGAAAGACAUGUUUAGAAACGUCUUCUUAAGCUCUGAUAAAGGAAAGAAGCUCUUGUUUUUUAUUCAUAACUAUGUGGAUCAGAAUUUGUUGUGGUAAAGAAUUGAGAUUUUAAAAGUGUUUUUUAUGGUCAUUAUAUUAUUUUUCAACUUAUCAUGCUUUCUCCUGGAUUACAAGACUGUGGAAAUAUUUUGUUGUUUGUUUACUGUAAGGGCCACACAAUUAUUUACUGUAUGAGACCUCUAUACAAUUAAAAACAUUUCUAAACAGAACUAUUUUGCAUUAAUAGAAAUACACCACAAAUCUCCUCAAAUCUCAAAUCUGUUUCUAUCGUGACUUUAGAUUUUUAGUGUGUCCAUGUGUUGUGAAAAUAAAGGCUCUACGGUUUGCA
Messenger RNA from Gasterosteus aculeatus aculeatus (three-spined stickleback), 2327 nucleotides. RefSeq names its product protein FAM107B. The record is from RefSeq and is a predicted model, not a curated record. Lineage: Eukaryota; Metazoa; Chordata; Actinopteri; Perciformes; Gasterosteidae.